Molecule: messenger RNA, 1369 nt
Organism: Ichthyophthirius multifiliis
Lineage: Eukaryota; Ciliophora; Oligohymenophorea; Hymenostomatida
Product: protein disulfide isomerase family protein, putative
Exons: 4
Biological process (GO): response to endoplasmic reticulum stress
Cellular component (GO): endoplasmic reticulum lumen
Molecular function (GO): protein-disulfide reductase activity; protein disulfide isomerase activity
Source: RefSeq, a predicted model, not a curated record
AUGAGAUAAUAAUAAAUCAUAACUUUGUUAUUUAUUUUAAUAAUUUCAACAUAAUCAUUAUAUGAUUCCAAAUCGAAAGUAAUAAAGCUUGAUAGUAAAAAUUUCAAAACAUAAGUCAUUUAAUCAAAAGAAUUAUGGUUAGUAGAAUUUUAUGCACCUUGGUGUGGACAUUGUAAAAGUUUAGCUCCUGAAUGGGAAAAAGCUGCUAAAGCAUUAGAAGGAAUUGCUAAAAUAGGAGCAGUUGAUAUGACAACAGAUUAAGAUGUAGGUUCUCCUUAUAAUAUUUAAGGAUUUCCAACAAUUAAAUUUUUCGGAGAUAACAAAAAUUCACCAUUAGAUUAUAAUGGAGGUCGUACAGCUAACGAAAUAGUAAAAUACCUUCAUUCUGAGUCUAAAAAAAUUACUGAUAUUCGAUUAUUUGGAAAAUCAUAAUCUAAUAACAAUAAUAAUAGUAAUAGUAAUAAUAAUAGUAAUAAUAAAGGUGCUGAAAAAGAUGGAGAUGUAGUAGUUUUAACAGAUGAUAAUUUUAACGAAUUAGUAAUGAAAAGCCAAGAACCUUGGUUUGUAGAAUUUUAUGCUCCUUGGUGUGGCCAUUGUAAAAAUUUAGCACCUGAAUGGAAUAAAUUAGCUACUAAUUUAAAAUCUUAAAAAAUAAAUGUUGCUAAAGUAGAUGCUACUGUACAUUCUAAAGUAGCCUAAAGAUUUGGUGUAAAUGGAUAUCCAACACUUAAAUUUUUCCCUACAGGAAAUAAGACUGACAAAAAUGUUAUACCUUAUAAUGGGAAUAGAGACGCAAAUUCUAUGGAAAACUGGGCUAAAGAAUAAAGUGAUAAAUUUAAACCUGUUGUAAUUAAUUAAUUAAUUGAUUAAAGUGUUUAUGAUGAGUUUUGUACUAAUUCAUCUGGAAUUUGUAUACUUUUCUUCCUUCCUCAUAUAUAUGAUGCUGGUGCGGCUUAAAGAAAUAAAUAAUUAUAGUUAAUUAAGAUUGUUGCUGAAUAAAAUAAACAUAAUCCGGUAUCUUUCUUGUGGAGUUAGGGAGGUGAUUAAUACGAUUUGGAAGAAAAAUUGAAUGCAGGAGGAAGCGGGUAUCCUAGUUUAGUUGCUAUUUCUUAUAAAAAGAAUGUUUAUACUGUUUUUAAAGGCAGUUUUAACGAAAAAAAUAUUUAAACUUUCCUCAAAUCCCUUGUUUAGGGAAAAAUUACUGGAUUUUCUACUUUAAGUUAAACUCCUCCUAUUGUUAAAGUAGCUAAAUGGGAUGGAAAAGACGCUAAACCUUAAGAAGACAAAUAAUAAGAUUUAUGAAUAAAAAAAAAAUAUAUAUUUUUGGUUUUAUUUUAUUUUUUUUCUAUAUUUUUAUUUUUAUUUUUAG